Molecule: messenger RNA, 591 nt
Organism: Lottia gigantea (owl limpet)
Lineage: Eukaryota; Metazoa; Mollusca; Gastropoda; Lottiidae
Exons: 2
Coding region: 1-591 (196 amino acids)
Source: RefSeq, a predicted model, not a curated record
AUGACGGAUUGGAAUAAUAUUUUAAAAAGAAAUAGAGAAUAUAUCAAAGCUAAGAAUAAAAUAAAGACCCAAGUUGAAAAAUACAAAUUACAACAACUCGGAUUAACAGAAAAUCUACAAACUCUAUUUCAACCCAUAUUAAAAUCUCAAGAGGAUAUUAAAAAGAAAUUAGCUUUAGAACCCACAGCUCAUAUAGAACCCAAACCGAUUGAAUAUAAUGGUAUUAUAAUUAGGACAUUAGAUGAUAUAAAACGUCUUUUUUCAAACCCUGACCCAGAUUUACCAAAGAGCAUUUCACCAAUCGUUGAUGAUGAGGUUGACGAAGUAGAUGAUUAUGCUGAAGACAACAAUCCAAUCAUACAAGAAAUAGACGAAUUCGAUGAUAUGGUGGCAUCUGGACAAGGUAUAACGUUUUUAUCCGACGACAAUAAAGAAUUGCUUAAUAGAUUAGAAAUAAUAUUAGCGGCCAUGAAGGAAGGUCAUCGAUCGGACAGACAAUACAACGAAGUCAAUGGCAUAUUAAAACGGCUUUUGGAGAAAAAAAUCAUCACUAAAAAAGACUAUAUAAACGUCAUUAAAAAUGUCCAAUAA